UUCAGGGAUGUGGCCAUAGAAUUUUCUCCAGAAGAGUGGAAAUGCCUGCACCCUGCCCAGCAGAAUUUGUAUAGAGAUGUGAUGUUGGAGAACUACAGAAACCUGGUCUCCCUGGGUGUUGCUAUCUCUAACCCAGACCUGGUCACCUGUCUGGAGCAAAUAAAAGAGCCUUACAAUGUGAAGAUACAUAAGAUCGUAGCCAGACUCCCAGUGGAUAUGGGGUUUCACCAUAUUGGGCAGGCUGGUCUUGAACUCCUGAAUUUCAAGGAUUUCAGGUCUGUUUCAUUGCUUUGGAAACUCAGAGACAUUCAAUGGCCUCUUUAUUCCAAGUCAGACCCUGUUUCUCCUUCACUGACCAACAAGCUCCAGUAA
Molecule: messenger RNA, 372 nt
Organism: Gorilla gorilla gorilla (western lowland gorilla)
Lineage: Eukaryota; Metazoa; Chordata; Mammalia; Primates; Hominidae
Product: zinc finger protein 141-like
Exons: 3
Biological process (GO): regulation of DNA-templated transcription
Source: RefSeq, a predicted model, not a curated record